AAAAAUCUCACCCUCUAUAGUUCUAGUCUUCUAGUUUACUUUUCCUUGCACCCAAAAGCCUGCUAAUUCUCUUGUUCAACCUUCCCACAAACACUGCAUGCGUCUUUGACCACAACUGCUUCUUCAAUUUCCAAUUUUCUUGGACACCCUCUAUUGCUUUCCCCCCCUUGGUGUUGUUUGUGCUGGAAGGUAUCUCUAUUUAUAGGGAUCCAUUGUCUCUUGAGUUUCAAUCUCAGGUGUGUAUUUUGUAGAAGUUCUUAUUUUUUGGUGAGGUUUUGUUUGUGAGAGAGAAUGGUAGGUGCUCUUUCUGUUGUGGGGUCAUCAGUGAUGGAAUCACACACUGGCCCUUGUUUGUGUGUGGAUGCUCUCCCCACAACUAGUGUUAAUCUCAAGACUGGUGGAGAUGUUGUUUUGUGCAAGAAUUUGAUGGGGAGGAAGCAUUUGGUGAGGAGGGGUGGUGGGGCCAUGAAGUUGAGCAGUUCAUUCACUGAUCCUGGAAGAGAGUGGCGACUCUUUGUUGGUAGAAGUUGCAAGAAGCAGCAUAAGAGUAGGAGAAUGACUACCAUUGUCAAUGAGAUUGGAGGCCAAUAUGAGGACACUUUUGAUGAUGUGAAAACGCAAAUGCUCAACUAUUUCACAUACAAGGCUGUGAGGACUGUUCUUCAUCAGUUGUAUGAGAUGAACCCACCUAAAUAUACGUGGUUCUAUAAUUUUGUUGCAUCAAACAAACCAGCAGAUGGGAAACGUUUUAUUCGAUCCCUUUGGAAGGAGCAUCAAGAGCUUGCUGAAAGAGUGAUGGUAACUCGGCUUCACCUUUAUGGUAAAUGGGUCAAGAAAUGUAAUCAUGCUGAGAUAUAUAAAGAAAUUUCUGAUGAAAACUUGGAGUUGAUGAGGGAACGGCUCAUGGAAACAGUAAUAUGGCCCUCAGAUGACACAAACACAGAAAAGAUUGGCUGAAAAUUCAUGUCACAUUUUUAAUUUCCGUCUUCAACCUCUUCCUAGUCUAGGUAUAUUUUUUGUUUCCAAAUUGUCAUUUAUGUUAUUUUCCUUUCAUAGGAUUCUCAGUUUAACGUUAUGUAUAUUAUGUGUAUAUAUGUACCUUGUUAAAUACACAAUCCAUUAUAUAUAGCUAGUUUCAGAUGAA
Molecule: messenger RNA, 1144 nt
Organism: Cajanus cajan (pigeon pea)
Lineage: Eukaryota; Viridiplantae; Streptophyta; Magnoliopsida; Fabales; Fabaceae
Gene: RBCX2
Product: Chaperonin-like RbcX protein
Biological process (GO): ribulose bisphosphate carboxylase complex assembly
Molecular function (GO): protein folding chaperone
Source: RefSeq, a predicted model, not a curated record